CAGAAAACAUUUUCCGGAAGCGGAAUUGAAAGAAUUAUUUUGUAAAUGUCUGUCAAUUGUCAGUUUAAUUUAAUUUUUAUUGUUUGUUUGACAUGAUUCAAAAACAAAAAACAGUUUAUAAUAAUGUCUCUGCAAAAUUCUAAUGAAAUUACCACACAAUAAAGUUUGAUCUUUGUUGUGACUUUUAUGUACUGCUUAACGGAAAUGUCUAACAUAAACCUUUAAGUUUGAUUUCAGCAUAUGGAGCUGGAGAUACAAGACACUUUCUUGUGUGAUGAAGAUCAACCAACGCUUCAUAGUCCAAAACAUAUAUUUCCAAUUCCUAGUAAAAGAAAGAAUGAGAUAACACAAGGCACACAUAUCAGUGAAAAAACAUAUGACCAAGAGGCUAAAGUGGAAAAGGAACAAGCAGAAAAUAUAACAAAAAUGUUGAUGCGCAACUGCGAUUCAAAACUGUACGGUGAAGAUGACACCUCCCAACCUACGUCGCGUACUGCUCCCAUUAUUCCAAUGGAAGCUACACGCAAGAAAAAGAAGAGAAAGAGGUCACAGAUAUGUAUAUGCCUGACAAACUGCCGUUACGAGUCAAUAAGGAAGGUAGCGAGCGCGUUUGGCAUGCGAGAGGUAUCAGAGGAAGACGCUUGGAAUUUUUACUGGACGGACAUGAGCGUUUCUGUCGAGCGAGCGAAGGAGAUGAAAAGGUUUCAACGUAUCAACCAUUUUCCAGGCAUGUUAGAGAUCUGCAGGAAGGAUUUGUUGGCACGAAAUCUAAACAGAAUGCAAAAAAUAUAUCCAAAGGAAUAUAACUUUUUUCCGAAAACUUGGUGUCUGCCUGCAGAUUUUGGUGAAGCACUAAAUUAUAGUAAAUCCCGCAAAACCAAGACCUUUAUAAUCAAGCCCGAAUGUGGGAGUCAGGGCCGUGGCAUUUACCUAACUAAAUCACUGAAAGAUAUAAAACCUACCGAUAAGCUUAUUUGCCAGGUAUACCUCUCUAAACCAUACUUAGUGGAUGGAUACAAGUUCGACAUCAGGGUCUACACACUCAUAACGUCAUGUGACCCUCUUAGAAUAUUUGUAUAUAAUGAAGGCCUAGUAAGGUUUGCCACAAGCAGAUAUGCGGACCCUAGUGCAAACAAUACGACCAAUGUAUUUAUGCAUUUAACUAACUACGCCCUAAACAAACACAGUCGUACCUACGUGUACGAUUCAGAAGCGGGUAGCAAACGCAAGAUAUCGACGCUGAACAAGAUCUUGCUGUCACAAGGAGUCGACCUCGACCGGCUAUGGCAUGCUACCGACCAAGUGAUCGUGAAGACUAUCAUAUCCGCGUGGCCGAUACUCAAACACAGUUACCACGCGUGCUUCCCCUCGCACGACAUGGUUCACGCGUGCUUCGAAAUACUUGGUUUCGAUAUACUGUUAGAUCAUAAACUGCAUCCUUAUAUUUUAGAGGUAAACCACUCGCCGAGUUUCCACACCGACACACAACUAGACCGCGAAGUGAAGGAAAGCUUAUUAACAGACACGUUCACAAUGUUAAACAUUUGGCAGUGCGACAAGAAGAGAGUACUCGAAGAAGAUCGCAAGAGAAUACGAGAUAGGUUGCUGCAAACUAACAAGUUCCCUGAAUUAACUCCAGCUGAAGAAAAAGAGCCCGAAAAAAGUCCCUGGCAAACCCAAAUACAAUGGGAGGAAUCACAUCUUGGUAACUUCAGACGUGUGUACCCAGUGGGCGAGAAGUACGCGUCACUGUUUCAACAGCCGUCGGGCUCUCUGUACACCGGCACGGCAUCCUCGCGUGCACGCGGGGACUGUACUCGUAUUCAACGAGAGGAGUUUCAACAAACGAAAGCGAAAGCUGAGGCUUUGAAGAAACCUACCCAAUCCAAACAGUUGAAAGAUGAGAAGAAGCUUGGUGAAGACACGGGCACCACAACGGGUGGCACUGUGACUACUGCUACUGUAACAGAUAAAUUAACUAAAGCCAAGACGCGGUGUGACAAGGAACCAAAACGUAAGGACAAGGAGAAAGACGAGAAGGAUAAGAAAUUGACAACCAAACUCUCAUCUAUACUGAAGAACUCGCCAGAGAAAGAAACGAAAGCUGCGUAUGUAUUGUCUUCGUACGAACCAGACCCAAUAGUUGAGAAGGAAGAGCGGGAACGAGUUAACUUGCUGGCGCAGCGAGAUUUUCUUAUAAGAAGUUACGGCAUGUUGGAACAGAUUUAUCUAGUCAUGAAAAAAAUGGGUACACUAAGACCAGAAGAUGAGCGAAAAUAUGGGGUUUACGGGCGCCUCUCUAUUGUCUCUAGCUCUCCCAAGACCGUCAUAAAGAUAAGGGAAAAAUAUGACAAGCGUAAACAGAACAACUUUGGAGACUAUUUAGAUAAUGGACUGCGUGUGCAAUGUCGAGAUGCGCUUAUCUAUGAACGGCCGGUCGCGGAACUGGACGUCACUGACGGAACCACUAAAACGCAUCUCGUUCGCAUGGCCUACACCUUAUGGAAGAUGAAUUCGUAA
Molecule: messenger RNA, 2520 nt
Organism: Achroia grisella
Lineage: Eukaryota; Metazoa; Arthropoda; Insecta; Lepidoptera; Pyralidae
Product: tubulin polyglutamylase TTLL13-like
Exons: 19
Coding region: 241-2520 (759 amino acids)
Biological process (GO): microtubule cytoskeleton organization; protein polyglutamylation
Cellular component (GO): cilium
Molecular function (GO): tubulin binding; tubulin-glutamic acid ligase activity
Source: RefSeq, a predicted model, not a curated record